This is a messenger RNA of Mollisia scopiformis, 1455 nucleotides long. RefSeq lists its product as uncharacterized. The transcript has 2 exons. NCBI's taxonomy places the organism in Eukaryota, Fungi, Ascomycota, Leotiomycetes, Helotiales, Mollisiaceae. Bases 1 to 999 code for a protein of 332 amino acids. The record is from RefSeq and is a predicted model, not a curated record. Gene Ontology annotation, molecular function: protein binding.
AUGUCAGCGUCAGUUACAUCAAAGAAGAGGAUCUUCAAGUUCUCGGCACCUGGCCUAAAGCCGGACGUUCGAAUUGAGCUGUUCGAUACAGAGGAAUAUCAUCUCCAUAGCGUCUUGCUAAAGCUGUAUUCCGGUUUCUUCAGGAAAUUUCUAGACUCUCCCGAGAAGAAGGUGCCAGCUUCUACUUCGUUCGCGUACGAAUGGGUUACGCAACUCGACGAUGACGGAGGAUGGCACUUAGUUGCUGCUCAGUCUGUACAAGGAAAGACGGGCAAUCUCCUCAACAAGGACGAGCAAAGUCUUCAAUUAGACGCAUUCCAGCGCCUCAUACAUGCUAUCUACAACAAGCCCUACACGAUAUACACACACUUUCUAGGCCCAUUGGUCGAUCUAGCGGAUUAUUAUUGCUCGUUGCGUAUCGUCUCUCAAACACUUCAUCAGUUGCUCAUGACAGAAAGACGACGUGGUUUCUUAUGCGACUUUAUAGAAGAUCCAUGCGAAUUCCUCGGUUUAGCCAUCACGCUGAGGAACGAAAUUCUUUUCAAGGACUGCCUUUGUCUGGCUCUCGGACCUUGGUCCAACCCGGCAUUCUUGAAAUGCAAAGAUAAGAAGUUAAGGGAUAUUUGCGAUAAGGCGCGUGCAAAGAUCUACGUGGAAAUCGGAACAUUCAACGAGAGACUAUUGAACGAGCUGAACGACCCGAGGAAAAAUAACCAGGAGUUGAGAACUGAGAUGUUAGAACACUCGCAAGCAGUCUCUGCAAUUUCGAAAGAUCCAGUCUCAGGCAGGAUACGUCUUCCACUCUACUACCGUAAACUAUCGGAUUUCGUCUCGAAAGCUAGGAAACACCCGUUUCGUCAUUUGAUUAUAAAGUUGUUGCAAAAUGACUUGCUUCUUGAUGAUGGCUUCAAAGCUGGUGAAGGCAUGUUUGAGGAUUACUUUCUAUGCAAUCUCACAAUGGACGACCAGUAUCCUUGGGACGAUACAGAAGACUGGUAAUGUGAUUCUCUUGUCGGAAUAUUGGAAGGGUUUUACAUUCAAUGUGCUGUGCUUGGAGACUGAUGGGGAGGGACUGAGCUUGGUGCUUGGCUUGUGCCAGGUCAAAGCUGAGUAGCAAGGUUGGCACUCGAGGUAUCUGAUGCAGAUUGAUACCCAAAAUGAAGUAUUCAUUUAGCUAAAAUCGGGAAGUAAAUGGGCAUGCUGAAUGCUCGACAAAGAGACGAAAUUAUGGUAGUAUUUGCAAUUGCACAAACAACUUGGCCCAAUGAUGACUUGCAUUCAUUGAUGUUACCAUACAUCGGAAGGGAGUGCUUCUUCUCAUACUAUUGCCAAGCCUUCACAAUCCUCCUACCUCUUUUUUGUUGCACGUAGCAAUGUAGGCAUCUAGCAGAGCCAAAUCCUCAAAACCAAGGUUAGCAAUAGUAAGAGAGUUGUAGCUGUAUAUUGACAGGUUUC